Messenger RNA from Solea solea (common sole), 8526 nucleotides. It is a transcript of the gene hectd1, whose product is annotated as HECT domain containing 1. The transcript has 44 exons. Lineage: Eukaryota; Metazoa; Chordata; Actinopteri; Pleuronectiformes; Soleidae. Bases 295 to 8049 code for a protein of 2584 amino acids. Gene Ontology annotation, cellular component: nuclear speck. Gene Ontology annotation, biological process: protein K63-linked ubiquitination; proteasome-mediated ubiquitin-dependent protein catabolic process; anatomical structure development. Gene Ontology annotation, molecular function: metal ion binding; ubiquitin protein ligase activity; protein binding. The record is from RefSeq and is a predicted model, not a curated record.
UUCAGUGGGCUCCUCCGGUCAUCAGCGCCUCAUCAGCGGCCACUGCUGCCUCUUCUACGCCGCUUACGAGACAUGGAAACACCUUGAUUUAAGACCCGACAUCGGCGACACACACUGCGCUUAAGCUUCCACUUGUAGCCGGAACAUCACCCUCCGUUCCGCCGCUGAGACAAACAAUAAAAAACGGUGAACAGCGUCCGUGUGUCCUCUCUCCCUCUGUCCGGUUGGUUGGAUGAGUUCCAAACAGCAGCAGAACUGUGAGCACUGAUUGGGCACUGAGCCAGGUGAGCCGUCAUGGCGGACGUGGACCCGGACACUCUGCUGGAGUGGCUGCAGAUGGGUCAGGGCGAUGAGCGCGACAUGCAGCUCAUCGCUCUGGAGCAGCUCUGCAUGCUGCUGCUCAUGUCUGACAACGUGGACCGCUGCUUUGAGACCUGUCCUCCUCGCACCUUCCUCCCCGCGCUCUGUAAGAUCUUCCUGGACGAGAGCGCACCUGAUAACGUGCUGGAGGUGACGGCGCGGGCCAUCACCUACUACCUGGACGUGUCGGCCGAGUGCACGCGCCGCAUCGUGGGCGUGGACGGCGCCAUCAAGGCGCUGUGUAACCGCCUGGUGGUGGUGGAGCUCAACAACAGGACGAGCAGAGACCUGGCCGAGCAGUGUGUGAAGGUCCUGGAGUUGAUCUGUACCCGGGAGUCCGGCGCCGUGUUUGAGGCCGGAGGUCUGAACUGCGUCCUGAGCUUCAUCAGAGACAGCGGCCACCUCGUCCACAAAGACACGCUGCACUCGGCCAUGGCCGUGGUGUCCCGCCUCUGCAGUAAGAUGGAACCUCAGGACUCGUCUCUGGAGACGUGCGUGGAGUCUCUGUCCAGCCUCCUCAAACAUGAAGACCAUCAGGUGUCGGACGGCGCGCUGCGCUGCUUCGCCUCUCUGGCUGACAGGUUCACACGCCGUGGUGUUGACCCCGCCCCUUUAGCCAAACACGGCCUGACAGAGGAGCUGCUGUCUCGCAUGGCCGCCGCUGGCGGCCCUGUGUCAGGCCCCGCCUCUUCCUGUAAGCCGGGCCGGACCUCGACGGGCGCCACCCCUUCAGCCAACGACUCCAAGCUGAGCAACCAGGUGUCGACCAUCGUCAGCCUGCUGUCCACGCUGUGCCGCGGCUCGCCGCUCGUCACACACGACCUGCUGCGCUCGGCGCUGCCCGACUCCAUGGAGUCGGCUCUGGGCGGAGACGAGCGCUGCGUGCUGGACACCAUGAGGCUUGUGGACCUGCUGCUGGUUCUGCUGUUCGAGGGCAGGAAGGCGCUGCCCAAGUCCACGGCCGGGUCCACGAGUCGGAUCCCCGGCCUGCGGCGUCUGGACAGCUCCGGGGAGAGGUCACACCGGCAGCUCAUCGACUGCAUCCGCAGCAAGGACACGGACGCUCUGAUCGAUGCCAUCGACACCGGAGCGUUCGAGGUGAACUUCAUGGACGACGUUGGACAGACGCUUCUGAACUGGGCCUCGGCGUUCGGGACGCAGGAAAUGGUGGAGUUUCUCUGUGAAAGAGGGGCGGACGUCAACAGAGGUCAGAGGUCAUCCUCACUGCACUAUGCUGCUUGUUUUGGGCGCCCACAAGUUGCAAAGACACUGCUGCGUCAUGGAGCCAACCCUGACCUGAGGGACGAGGACGGAAAGACACCUCUGGACAAAGCUCGGGAGAGAGGACACAGUGAGGUGGUAGCCAUACUGCAGUCACCCGGAGACUGGAUGUGUCCUGUGAACAAAGGCGACGAUAAGAAAAAGAAAGAUGUGAACAAAGAGGAAGAGGAGGGCAGUGAACCCCGAGGAGAUCCAGAGAUGGCUCCGAUCUACCUGAGGAGACUGCUGCCUGUUUUUGCACAAACCUUUCAGCAAACCAUGCUGCCUUCUAUUAGGAAAGCCAGUCUGGCUCUGAUCAGGAAGAUGGUUCACUACAGCAGUGAGGUUCUGCUGAGGGAAGUGUGUGACGGUGAGACGGGUCACAACCUGCCCACGGUGCUGGUGGAGAUCACAGCGACUGUCCUCGACCACGAGGACGAUGACGACGGUCACCUCCUGGCUCUGCAGAUCAUCAGAGACCUGGUGGACAAAGGUGGAGACGUGUUCCUGGACCAGCUCGCUCGACUGGGAGUCAUUAACAAGGUGUCGACUCUGGCUGGACCGGUGUCUGACGACGAGAACGAGGACGAGGCCAAGCCGGAGAAGGACGUGUGUUUGUUGCUCCUGCAGGAGGAGGAGGUGCAGGAGGACGCCAGGGAGAUCCAGCAGGGGAAGCCGUACCACUGGAGGGACUGGUCCAUCAUCAGAGGCAGGGACUGUCUCUACAUCUGGUCAGACGCCGCCGCCCUCGAGCUCUCUAAUGGCUCCAACGGCUGGUUUCGCUUCAUCCUGGACGGGAAGCUGGCGACCAUGUACUCCAGCGGGAGUCCAGAGGGCGGCUCGGACAGCUCUGAGUCUCGCAGCGAGUUCCUGGAGAAGCUGCAGCGGGCGAGGAGUCAGGUGAAGCCGGUGACAGCCAGUCAGCCCAUCCUGUCCAGCGUGGGUCCCACCAAGCUGACGGUGGGGAACUGGUCCCUGGCCUGUCUGAAGGAAGGAGAGAUCGCCAUCCACAACUCAGACGGUCAGCAGGCCACCAUCCUGAAGGAAGACCUGCCCGGCUUUGUCUUUGAGUCCAACAGAGGGACCAAACACUCGUUCACUGCUGAGACGUCUCUGGGCUCUGAGUUUGUGACGGGCUGGACGGGGAAGCGCGGCAGGAAGCUGAAGUCAAAGCUGGAGAAGACCAAACAGAAGGUGAAGAGCAUGGCGAGGGAGCUGUAUGAUGACCACUUCAAAGCUGUGGAGAGCAUGCCCAGAGGAGUGGUGGUCACUCUGAGGAACAUCUCCACACAGCUGGAGUCUGCCUGGGAGCUGCACACCAACAGACAGUGUGUUGAAGGUGAGAACACGUGGAGGGACCUGAUGAAAACGGCUCUUGAAAACCUCAUCGUGGUGUUGAAGGAUGAAAACACCAUUUCUCCGUAUGAGAUGUGCAGCAGUGGCCUGGUCCAGGCUCUGUUCACUGUCCUCAACAAUAGCGUGGAUUUGGACCUGAAACACGAUUGUAAGCCUUUAAUGGAGAGGAUCAAUGUGUUCAAGGCGGCGUUCAGUGAGAACGAAGACGACGAAAGUCGCCCAGCUGUUGCCUUAAUCCGUAAACUGAUCGCUGUCCUGGAGUCGAUCGAGCGUCUCCCUCUGCACCUGUAUGACACUCCAGGCUCCUCCUACAACCUUCAGAUCUUGACGAGGAGGUUGAGGUUCCGGCUGGAGCGAGCGCCAGGUGAGACGGCGCUCAUCGACCGCACGGGGCGCAUGUUGAAGAUGGAGCCGCUCGCCACCGUGGAGUCACUGGAGCAGUACCUGCUGAAGAUGGUGGCAAAACAGUGGUACGACUUUGAGCGUUCGUCCUUCGUCUUCGUGAGGAAACUGAGGGAAGGUCAGACCUUCACCUUCAGACACCAGCACGACUUUGACGAGAACGGCAUCGUCUACUGGGUCGGAACCAACGCCAAGACGGCGUACGAGUGGGUCAAUCCUGCCGCCUAUGGCCUGGUGGUGGUGACAUCAUCUGAGGGGCGGAACCUUCCUUACGGCCGGUUGGAGGAUAUCCUGAGUCGCGAUAGCUCCGCCCUCAACUGCCACACCAAUGAUGACAAGAACGCCUGGUUCGCCGUCGACCUCGGUCUCUGGGUCAUUCCCUCAGCGUACACACUGAGACACGCCAGGGGUUACGGACGCUCGGCGCUCAGGAACUGGGUGUUCCAGGUGUCCAAGGACGGUCAGAACUGGACGACUCUCUACACUCAUGUUGACGACUGCAGCCUCAAUGAACCCGGGUCGACGGCCACGUGGCCUCUAGACCCGUCCAAAGAGGAGAAGCAGGGGUGGAGACACAUCCGGGUCAAGCAGAUGGGGAAGAACGCCAGCGGUCAGACUCACUACCUGUCGCUGUCUGGACUGGAGCUGUACGGCACCGUCACCGCCGUCUGUGAGGACCAGCUGGGUAAAGCGGUGAAGGAGGCGGAGGCAAACCUGCGGCGUCAGCGGCGCCUCUUCCGCUCUCAGGUGAUGAAGUACAUCGUCCCCGGAGCGCGGGUCGUCCGCGGCAUCGACUGGAAGUGGAGAGACCAGGACGGAAACCCGCCGGGCGAGGGCGCGGUCACUGGAGAGGCUCACAACGGCUGGAUUGAUGUAACCUGGGAUGCUGGCGGCUCUAACUCUUACCGUAUGGGCGCUGAAGGGAAGUUUGACCUCAAGCUUGCUCCAGGGUUCGACCCUGAGUCGGCUGCCACAGCGCCGUCACCCAAACCUGUCUCAUCCACUGUUUCAGGCCCCGCCUCCUCCACGGUGGGACCCUCUGUGACGCCGGCGGCCAGCGGCGGCGGCACCACCACCACGACCACGUCGUCGUCCUCCUCAUCGCUGUCUUCGCAGCAGCAGUUGUGGAGCAGCCUGGUGAAAAAUAACUGUCCCGACAAGGGCGGGGCCACAUCACUGGGCGGGGCCAGCUCGUCCAGCAGGAAGGGUAGCAGCAGCUCAGUCUGCAGCGUCGCCUCCUCCUCUGAUAUCAGCCUGAGCUCGUCCGUCGGGCCGCCGGGCAGCGGCGUUCUGCGGCUGGAGAGGAGGGCCGAGGGUCUGCUGCUGGACCAGGGCUCGGGAGGAGUCAUGGGGGGCGGGGCCGGCGACGGACAUCAGCUGGAGCCGAUUGUGGUGCUUUCGUCCGCGGUGGAGGGUCUGUCGGGCUCCGCGUCCAGCUCCGGCACGCUCAACGCCGACACGUCCGCCACCGGAGACGACGCCAGAAACAAGGACUCGUCCGCGCCGACCGCUGACCCGGCGACGGCCAUCUCCAUGGGUCUGGUCAGCGUCAGCUCCCCCGACGUCAGCUCGGUGUCCGAGUCGUCCGGCAAAGACGCGCCCUCCCAGAGGCCUCUGUGCUCAGCGGCUAACACCAGGCUGUCGGUCAGCUCGCUGCUGGCCGCCGGCGCUCCCAUGAGCUCCAGCGCCAGCGUUCCCAACCUGUCGUCACGCGAGGCCAGUCUGAUGGAGUCGUUUGUCCGCCGCGCGCCCAACAUGUCACGCACCAACGCCACCAACAACAUGAACCUGAGCCGCAGCAGCAGCGACAACAACACCAACACGCUGGGCAGGAACGUCAUGAGCUCUGCCACCUCUCCUCUCAUGGGCGCUCAGAGCUUCCCUAACCUCACCACCACUGGCACCACCUCCACUGUUACCAUGUCGACCUCCAUAGUAACCAGCAGCAAUAACGUAGCCACGGCCACCACCGGCCUGUCAGUGGGACAGUUGCUAAGCAACACUCUGACCACCAGCCUGACGUCCACGUCCAGUGAGAGUGACACUGGCCAGGAGGCGGAGUUUUCUCUCUAUGACUUCCUGGACAGCUGUCGGGCGAACACGCUGUUGGCCGAGCUGGACGACGAGGAGGAUCUCCCCGAGCCGGACGACGAUGACGAUGAGAACGAAGACGACAAUCAGGAGGACCAGGAGUACGAGGAGGUCCUGGAGGAGGAAGAGUACGAGACUAAAGGAGGACGCAGGAGGACGUGGGAUGACGAUUUUGUCCUCAAGAGACAGUUCUCCGCUCUGGUCCCCGCCUUUGACCCACGACCAGGAAGAACCAACGUCCAGCAGACCACUGACCUGGAGAUCCCGCCUCCAGGAACGCCACGUUCUGAGGUUCAGGAGGAAGUGGAAUGUACUCCGUCUCCUCACCUCGCUCUCACUCUGAAGGUGGCGGGGCUGGGUACGACCCGGGAGGUGGAGCUUCCUCUGUCCAACUACAAGUCCACCAUCUUCUACUACGUCCAGCGGCUGCUGCAGCUGUCCUGCAACGGAGCCGUGAAGACGGACAAACUGCGACGCAUCUGGGAGCCCACGUACACGAUCAUGUACCGGGAGCUGAAGGACGCAGAGAAGGAGAAGGAGAGCAGUAAGAUGGACUUCUGUGAGCACGGGGUCAGUGUCUGUCGCUCCGGCGGCCUGAGCCCGAUUUCAGUCUCGGCCAAUCAGAGCAGCGAGAUCCUGGGCGGGGCCAGGGAGGCGGCACAGGCGAAGGCGGGCUGCAGCCAGAACACGUGCGGCGUCGAGGACGUGCUGCAGCUGCUGCGCAUCCUCUACAUCAUCGGAGGAGACUCCGCCUCCAACCCACGCACGCUGCAGGAGGAUGUCGACGAUCUGCAGUUCAACGCUUCUCCUGAAGAGUUCACCAGUAAGAAGGUCACCACCAAGAUCCUGCAGCAGAUCGAGGAGCCUCUGGCUCUGGCGAGCGGCGCUCUGCCCGACUGGUGCGAGCAGCUCACGUCCAAGUGUCCUUUCCUCAUUCCCUUUGAGACGCGGCAGCUUUACUUCACCUGCACCGCCUUCGGAGCGUCCAGGGCGAUUGUGUGGCUGCAGAAUCGGCGCGAGGCGACCAUGGAGCGCUCUCGACCGUCGACGACGGUGCGGCGCGACGACCCCGGAGAGUUCAGAGUGGGCCGGCUCAAACACGAGAGGGUCAAAGUCCCCAGAGGUGAAGCCAUGAUGGAGUGGGCGGAGUCUGUCAUGCAGAUCCAUGCUGACAGGAAGUCUGUGCUUGAGGUGGAGUUCCAGGGGGAGGAGGGAACAGGUCUUGGUCCGACUCUGGAGUUCUACGCUCUGGUGGCAGCAGAGUUCCAGAGAACGUCUCUGGGGAUGUGGUUGUGUGACGACGAUUUUCCUGAUGACGAGUCUCGACAGGUGGACCUGGGCGGCGGCCUGAAGCCUCCCGGGUUCUACGUGCAGCGCUCCUGCGGCCUUUUCCCGGCGCCGUUCCCUCAGGACAGCGAGGAGCUGGAGCGAAUCACCAAGCUCUUCCACUUCCUGGGAAUCUUCCUGGCCAAGUGUAUCCAGGACAACCGUCUGGUGGACCUGCCCGUGUCCCAGCCCUUCUUCAAGCUGCUCUGCAUGGGAGACAUCAAGUCCAACAUGAGCAAGCUGCUCUACCAGAGCCGCGGCUCGCCUCAGGGUCACGACCCCGACAGGCUCCACCCCCAGCCUUUCCUGCUGCUCUCUGAGGUUCAGUCGGAGGCGUCGACGGAGGAGAGUCAGGAGACGUUCUCUGUGGGCAGCUUCGACGAAGACUCCAAGUCUGAGUUCAUCAUGGACCCGCCCAAACCCAAACCUCCAGCCUGGUACCACGGGAUCCUCACCUGGGACGACUUCCAGCUGGUCAACCCGCACAGGGCGAGCUUCCUGAAGGAGGUGAAGGAUCUGGUGGUGAAGAGACGUCAGAUUGUGUCCAGUAAGAUUCUCUCUGAGGACGAGAAGAACACACGGCUGCAGGAUCUGAUGCUGAGGAACCCACUGGGCUCUGGACCUCCACUAAGCAUCGAGGACCUCGGGUUAAAUUUCCAGUUCUGUCCGUCCUCAAAGGUUCAUGGUUUCUCUGCAGUCGACCUCAAACCAAACGGAGACGAUGAGAUGGUGACCAUGGAGAACUCAGAGGAGUAUGUGGAGCUGAUGUUUGACUUCUGUAUGCACAUGGGCAUCCAGAAACAGAUGGAGGCCUUCAGAGAGGGAUUUAACCGCGUGUUUCCGAUGGACAAGUUGAGUUCCUUCAGUCAUAAAGAAGUCCAGAUGAUUCUCUGUGGGAACCAAUCACCUUCCUGGACAGCUGAUGACAUCAUCAACUACACUGAACCAAAGCUGGGCUACACCAGAGACAGCCCGGGCUUCCUGCGCUUCGUCAGAGUGUUGUGUGGAAUGUCGUCGGACGAGAGGAAAGCGUUUCUUCAGUUCACCACCGGCUGCUCCACGCUGCCCCCCGGUGGCCUCGCCAACCUGCACCCUCGCCUCACCAUCGUCAGGAAGGUGGACGCCACAGACUCCAGUUACCCGUCGGUGAACACCUGUGUUCAUUACCUGAAGCUUCCGGAGUAUUCUUCAGAGGACAUCAUGAGAGAGAGACUGCUCGCUGCCACCAUGGAGAAAGGCUUCCACCUCAACUGACCUCUGACGCAGGAGGAGGAGGAGGAGGAGUCACAGGAGUCACAGGAGUCACCAAGAAUCAAAAACAAAUGUUGUACUGUCUCCUUUCCUCCCUCCUUCACUUGUCUCCUCCAUCCUCUGUGUGUGUGUGUGUGUGUGUGUGUGUGUGUGUGUAAUCCUCCUCCUUUUUUUUGUUGAACUGCUUUUUUGUUUUUUUUUUCUCCGUGUGUGUGUGUGUGUGUGUGUGAGAGAGAGAGAGAGUGUUUUGGGCCAGUUUGUUGACGCCUGCAGGGGUCAAAGGUCGGAGUGAAGCUGUGGAGACCAACACUGGUCGUGUGUGUGUGUGUGUGACACAUGAAGAAGACGACGCCGUCGCUCGCUCUCCUGUAUUUUCUUUGUAUAUUAUAAACUUUAUUUAACAGUUUGAGGAAAACAGAUAUUUUCAAAUGUGUACGCUGAAAAAAAAACUCAUUAAAAUGUUUGCAAAGUAUGACGUAA